AUGGCACGCAAAACCAAGCAGACGCCUCUGGAGCGAAUCCGCGCCAACGCAGCGAAAACGCGCGCUGCACUGGUCGUCAAUAAAGACAGUGCGUGGCAUCGAUUUGACCAGCAGGACGCGAACAGCGGCGCCAAACGACCGAAAGUGGCCAAGAAGCGCCGCAACUCGGACGGAGCGAAGCACACAGAGCAGGAAGCAAGUGACUCCAAUCGUGAGACAUCUCCAGACGACCCCGAGUUCCCACCCUCGUGGGCGCCAGCAGGUGGUCAUUGGUUUGGAGAAAAGGGAAAAACACCAUCGCUAGGCAUCGCUCGCAUUCCUGGCUGGAGAGUCGAGAAAUUCGCGAAAGCUGUAGGAGAGCUGCUGCUAGAACUGGAAAUCGAGGAUGAUUUCACAGUUCGGAUCAAGACUGCUGAGAAUGAAGGCGUGGAGAGGUCAACGGAUAUCUUUGUCGAGUUUGAGAGUGCUGAGAGGGCGGAACAAGUGAAGAAGGUUAUUGAUGGGAAGAGGCUUGACGGGAGGGUGUUGUCGGUGGAUUUUGGUGGGGUCUAG
Messenger RNA from Cercospora beticola, 552 nucleotides. RefSeq lists its product as uncharacterized. Lineage: Eukaryota; Fungi; Ascomycota; Dothideomycetes; Mycosphaerellales; Mycosphaerellaceae. The record is from RefSeq and is a predicted model, not a curated record. Gene Ontology annotation, molecular function: nucleic acid binding.